Chenopodium quinoa (quinoa) is the source of this 2022-nucleotide messenger RNA. RefSeq lists its product as uncharacterized. The record is from RefSeq and is a predicted model, not a curated record. The transcript has a single exon. The coding region runs from base 380 to 1009 and encodes 209 amino acids. NCBI's taxonomy places the organism in Eukaryota, Viridiplantae, Streptophyta, Magnoliopsida, Caryophyllales, Amaranthaceae.
GGAACUGGAAACUGCUGUGCUGUGUGAUGAACCCAUGAUGACAAAUAAAAUAGUUGGCAAAAACUCAAAAACUGAUGUUUAAUCAAGGCAUAAGUCAACAAGCCUUGGUUGGAUUGAUUUGCUAAUCUCUUAAUGAUCACACCAAUUUCUGCCCAUAUCGUGUUGCCAUGUACCCCCAUCAACCUCCACCCCAUUAAAUUAUUCAUUUUUCCUUCUCUUUCUCCCUCUUUCCUCCCCAUUUUCCCUUUGUUUCAUACUCUGUACAAUGACAUUGUUGUUCAACAGAUGGGGCAUGGAAUACCCAGAAAUGUAGCUUUUAUUUUCCACCUCCUGUCCUAAAGUCUGAUUCUUUUCUUCUCGUAAUCCUCGAAAUCUUCCAAUGGCAAUAUCAGAGGAUUCGAAGGCCGGGAUUUGUUAUAUAUGGGUCAUCUCUUCCCUUCUUUUGAUCUUCACAGUCUCAGGUGCAGUCUUCUUGGUGCUGUACAUGAUCCAGCCUGCAUACCUGGAUACUUCGUUGUACCCCGUUAUUGGCGGGUCUCUAGUUUGCUUCCCUUGGUUCUUUUGGUUCCUCACAUUGGUUUAUCGGAUUGUUUCACGUGCUUGUGGGUUUAGGAUGUCUUGUUUUGGUUCCUCUGGUGCUGAUCACCCUGAUGAUGCUGUUCCUUCUGGUGUGUCGGCUAGGAAUAGUAACGGGGAUGGUGUUAGUCCUAUUCAAAUUGUAAGUACAGGUACUAGUAAUGGUGUCGUCGAUGGUGGAAAUGGUAGCAACGUUGAUUUAGAAAAUGGGAGUGGGAACGAGAAUGAAAACAGAGCAUCUGGGGUGGUUGUACAGCCAGGAAGUCCUAGAAGGGUUCAUUUUGGAGGGGUAGUAGUAUUAGGUGAGGAUGAUGAAGGUGCCCCUGAAAUCCAGGAAAGUCCUAAAUCAUUGUCGUCGUCAUCAUCUUCUUCUUCUCCAUUGACGGAUAUCAAUGAGAGCGAAAAACCUCUGAAAUUAUAUAUGGCUUCUUGAUCCCAGAAGUUUAAAGAACGAUAAUUUCAUGUUAUUGACAUCUGGUUGAGAUCGACAUACAUUUUGUGAAAGAAGAUGCAAUACACAAUCACUUGAUUCACAUCUUCUGAGUUGGCAAAAUUUUCUAGUUAAAUCAAAUGAGGAAAAAUUUGCUGUCAUUUUCACAAAAAUGGAGCAUUGGAUUUAGAACAAUUGAGGGGCAGGAAGAACGGAAAACUUUGACUCGGAACUUACAAAAUUUAUACAUUAUUGUAUACAAGAUUAAAUUUAUACUUCAUUGUAUAUAAGGUUUGUAAGUUGAUAGUCACUUGGCUAAUCAGAUCCAUAUACUUGUUUGUGUAAGUAGAUUUGUACUCCAUAAGAGAUUCAUAUACAUGAUUACGCGAGAGGUAGAGACGAGUUCUAUAUUUUGAUGAGGGUAAUAUACGAAUUAUUUUGUUAUUGCAUUAGGUAUUUGGUUUAUAUUAUUUUCUUAUAAUUUUCUAGACUCAUUAGCACUCUGUUUAAUUUUACUGCCAAAGAAAGGAGUGGUUUUUCGAAUUGAAAAUUUCGCAAUAAUACAGAGUGAUUUCCAAAGUAGAAAUUAUCGAAGGGUAUGAAAUUGAAGAAUAAUUUUUGAACUCAAAUCUAGAUUCUAGAAAUCUAGCCAGCCUUCCAUAGCAUAAGUGCGUGUGAUUUUACUUGGAAUUAUAUUUAAGUUUGUGUUUAAUACUUUAAUAGAAUAUGAAACAACCGACACAACUUCAGACAUUUUUAGGUUUAUAUUUUGUGAAAAUUAUGUUAAACUUAAACCUGGCAGUAGCUCUUGAAAAAAAAAUGUACUCCGUAUUAUUGACUUGCAAAACAUAUUCGUUCCUUUUUUUUUUUUUAAAUUUUUUAUUAUUUUUAAUAUCCUUAUUCCAUUUUUUUUUAUUUGCCUCAUGUAUUUUAACUCUUUUUACACAAUUUUCAAUGCAUAUUGAUUUGGGUAAAAAUUCCCAAGCUACGUGGACCAACCAGAAUGUGACACAUGU